AGUUUAAACUGAAUUACUUUUACGGUUUGCAUCUGUAAUAAAGUCGUGUUCACUGGUAAGGAGUGGAAUAACUGACUGUCAGAAGUUCGCUAUGGAGGCCAGUGCAGAGUUUACCAAGGACCUUUGCUCUCCAGCUCUUACUGUGGAUCUGGACGUUGUGAAAAGGAACGCUGGAACGAUGCUGGAACGAUUCCAGAGAAUCGGAGUGCAAGUGCGACCUCACAUGAAAACCCAUAAAACACUUGAAUGUGCAGAUAUUAUGACUGGGGGCUCACGGAGGUGCAUUGUGGUUUCCACUCUUGCUGAGGCUGUUUUCUAUGCUGACAAUGGAUAUGAUGACAUCCUUUACGCUUAUCCGCUGACAUUUGACAAAGUGCAGCGCUGUGCCAAGCUGUCAGAGAGGCUGUCUGUAUUUCAUGUACUGAUUGACAACAGCAUGGCCUUGCAAGAACUGAAAAAAAGACCACUGAAGCAGGGCAGUGCCUGGCAUGUGUGGAUGAAAUUGGACUGCAACAAUGGUAGAGUGGGCGUUCCUCAUUCCGAUCCUGGCGCUCUACAGUUGGCACAGGAAAUUUCAGAAACAGAUGGGGUGGAGCUUACAGGAAUCUACGCCCACUGUGGAAACACCUACAGCUGUAAGGGGGAAGAGCAAAUUAAGGCUGUUGCCCAAGAUACUACAACAAUGGUGUUGCAGUUUAUGGAGACACUGAAAGCUGUUGGAAUUCAAGGUCCCAAAUCUAGCAUUGGUUCCACCCCUUCCUGUAGCCACCCAGUUUCAGACAUGUCAAUGUUAAGUGAGGUCCAUCCUGGAAACUAUGUAUUUUAUGAUGUGCAGCAAUCUCUCAUUGGCUCCUGUAAACUUGAGGACAUUGCAGUUCGGGUACUGACCAGGGUUAUAGGACACUAUCCACACAGGAACCAGCUGCUGGUUGACUGUGGCUGGGCUGCCCUGAGUCAUGAUGGAGGUGGGCGUUUACCUACAGGAUAUGCCAUGAUUGAGGGUCAUCCAGAAUUAAAAUUGGUGUCGAUGACUCAGGAGCAUGGCAAAGUGGAGCCCAUCUCUGGAAAACUAGAUUUUAGUCAGUUCCCUCUAGGCUUCAUGCUCUCCCUUAUGCCUUACCAUGCUUGUGCCACAGCUAUGAUGCAUCCAGUCUACAUCGUCCAUUCUAAAGGAAAGAUUGUUGGUACUUGGAAGCCUACUCGUGGAUGGUAACCAGCCAAGAUACACACAGUCUCAUUAUGUCCCAUUAUGACUUUUGUCAGGAAUAGCAAUAUUGAAUUUAUUUUUUCUCUAGUUCUUUUGAAGAUUUUGUGAAUAAAACAUUACUGGAUGUUUAAAUUGACAUUUAAUUACACCUCUUAAUAAAAUCUUACUGUUUCUGUGA
Messenger RNA from Trichomycterus rosablanca, 1385 nucleotides. RefSeq lists its product as uncharacterized. The transcript is spliced from 8 exons. Gene Ontology annotation, biological process: D-serine catabolic process. Bases 92 to 1213 code for a protein of 373 amino acids. Lineage: Eukaryota; Metazoa; Chordata; Actinopteri; Siluriformes; Trichomycteridae. Gene Ontology annotation, molecular function: D-serine ammonia-lyase activity. The record is from RefSeq and is a predicted model, not a curated record.